AUGGCUUGUUUAAUAGCCAGAGUAGCUUGUGAAACUUCUCCUGAACAGGGAACAUCGAAUGGUCAACAAUCCGAUAGCCAGAAAAAUGCCGCAGAUUCUGAGGCAGAAAAGAAAGAAUUAAACAAAGAGAAAGCUGAUGAAAAAAGUGGACUGGUUAAAGAAGAAAAAGAAGAAGAGGAGGAAGAAGAAGAAGGAACUAAAGGACCUUUCCUAUCGUGUUCACUUUUCAACGAUAACUCAGCAUGCAACACGAUGUGCUCGAUAAUGGGUACAAUUUAUGGCGAACCCAUAAAUUCGGGGACAUGUACAGAACAAGAAUGCAAAUGCGACGUACCACCAAACGCCACCCUCGAGGACUUCUGGAAACUAAAAUUCGACUCUCCGCAUAUUCUGCAAGAAAUUCGUAAAAAUAAUAAUCUUUCUAGUAAAAUUUUCGAUGUCCUGAAGAUCCCACACCAAACACCACAACAAACUAAACAAAAUCUUGCAUCACUGUUAACUCCCCAACAACUGAAAAAUCUUCGCGUGAAAAAUGAAAAUCCUCAGAAACUAUUCUCAAAAUACGGUGCACCGAAACCUGUCGCUGUUCAGAAAUAUGUCACUGAGAAGCUGAAAUCUCUUAAAACAUCACUUAAAAGCAAAGAUUACAAGAAAUUAUUGCUCAAAUCACUAAACGAUGCUGAUGACGAUACAUUCAACUACUUCUCGCACAAAAUCCGUCGAUCAAAAAAUAAACUUUUGAACCAAGUUCUCGACAAAUAUGUAAGUGAUCACAAAAUUAAAGAGCCUGAGAUGCAGCCUGAUGAAGAAACUGAAGAAUCAAUGAUUGAUAUUUUAGAUACCGCCUUGAUCAACGAAAUCAUCAAACCAGUACCUCGUAAGAUCCAACCAGGUGCUCGAGGAAAAUCAUCUUCAAAAUCACCCUCGUCCGGUUCCAAAUCAACCCAAUCAAAAGAAAAUACUUUCAAAAAGCAGAAUAGCAGUCCCAGCUCAUCUGGAAAGACUUCUGAUGAUAAACGUACCAUAAUCGAUAAAAAUCUGUACACGUUGAAAGGAUUCGAUCAGACACAAGUAGCUCAAUUCAAACAAAGAGUAAAGGGAAAACAAAACUGGAAUAAAUGUUGGAAUGAAAUGUAUGUCUAUGAGGUUUGUACAACUAAGUACUCCUUUGUAGAAUUCUUCACCUGGAGAAACAUAGAACAACAAAUUGUGGUUGAAAUUAGAAAAUUCAUCAAUGGUAACGUAGGGCAAAAGUGGAAAUUUGACGGCUGUGGUUUCGAAUUACAACGAAAAGCGGAUGGUGAAAUCAUUCAGUAUUGGGAUUUGCCCAACGGUUCCCACUGGGAGUACGUUAAAUCUUCUGAUGGUGAAGUUACUCAACAUUGGGAGGGUAAAGAAGAUUGGAAAUCUGUAGAGUACUAUAAAUCGUUUAUGGAUUCGUGGUGUUCUGAGAAUGGUUCCUAUUAUCAUGUGGGAGGAGAAUCCUGCAUCAUGUACUGAGGGUGAUUCGGAUGAAAUUUCGCGAAAACCGAUUAAAUGUACCUAGGUAUUAAGAUUUGUAAAUUAAAUGACUAAAAUAUAAUU
This is a messenger RNA of Planococcus citri (citrus mealybug), 1584 nucleotides long. RefSeq lists its product as uncharacterized. The transcript is spliced from 4 exons. NCBI's taxonomy places the organism in Eukaryota, Metazoa, Arthropoda, Insecta, Hemiptera, Pseudococcidae. The record is from RefSeq and is a predicted model, not a curated record. Bases 1 to 1500 code for a protein of 499 amino acids.